AUGAGUGAAAGCGUAGAAAAGGACACAAGCGUCUCGGACCCGCUCUCCGCAUCUUCGGGUCCGGAGAGAGCGGAGGCGUUGCCAGCAAAUCCACCGCCGGUGCACCAUCCGACCUCCGGCGCUGAUGCAGCACUUGAACUCCUUAAUGAAACUGGAGGACUCAGACAGCCUCUGGAUCCGGAACGUAGCCGCCGCCUCCUCCGACGAAUCGACGCGCACAUUAUGCCAUUGAUCUGCAUUGUUUACUUCUUACAGUACAUCGACAAGACAUCGGUCUCCUACGCCAGUGUGACUGGUAUUAUUCAGUCAACGGGCCUGAAAGGCAAUGAAUUCAAUUGGGUUGCAUCCAUCUUCUUCUUCGGUCAGCUCGCUUUUGAGUUUCCCACCAUCCGCCUCAUCCAGUUAUUUCCUCUGGCUAAGUAUGUGUCGGUCAACGUGACGCUCUGGGGUAUUGUGCUCGCUUGCCUAGCUGCGUGCAAAAACUACGCGGGCUUGCUUGCCUGUCGCUUUUUCCUCGGAGUGCUAGAAGCGGCCAUCGUGCCUGCGUGGGUGCUCUUCACUUCGCAAUGGUAUACUAAGGAGGAACAAUGCUUUCGAGUGGGGAUCUGGUUCUCUGUCUGUGGUGCUGCUCAGAUGUUUGGCGGUUUCUUCGCCUACGGCGUAGCCGUCCAUGUUGGGGGGGAUCCCAACGCUUCGCUGCGCGGUUGGCAGGUCAUCUUUCUCUUCCUCGGCCUGCUGACAGCAGUCAUCGGCAUCGCCUUCUGGUUCGUCAUGCCAGACUCGCCUGCUGUUGCCUACUUCCUUGACAGGGAGCAGAAGGCCAGUCACCUGGAACGCAUCAGACACAACGAGCAAGGAAUCGGAUCCCAGAAAUUCAAGUGGGAGCACGUCAAGGAGGCGUUGACGGAUACAAUGACCUGGCUCUACGCGUUCUGGGUCUUCGCCGCAAAUAUUCCCAACUCCAUCGCCACAAGUUUUGGUAAUAUAUUAGUCAAAGGCAUGGGAUAUACUAGCCACGAAUCACUAUUGUUGGUGACGCCGCUCGGAGCAUGGGAGAUUGUGGCACUUGUUGGAUUGACUUAUGGAGCAAUGAAAACUAACCAGAGGCUUUGGUGUUGCAUCGCUGGCCAUAUACCGGCCAUCAUUGGUGCGAUUCUCAUGGCAACGACCGAGAAGGUCCCUGCACUGAUCGGAUACUACACAUCGGGGGGUAUCCCCAUAGGCUGGACGACCAUUCUUGGUUUGCAAAGUUCGAACGUGGCGGGCUCGACCAAGAAAGUCACCGUAGCUUGUAUCGGCACUGUCGCUUACACGGUUGGGAAUAUUAUCUCACCGCACACAUUCCAAGCGCGUGAUGCUCCAAGAUACCUGCCGGCAAAGAUCUCUAUCUGCAUUAUCUACUUCCUGAUUACCGUCGACUUGUUUGUUAUGAGGUGGGUGCUUGAUCGAAGGAAUAAGAAAAGGGACCAGGAAAAGGAAGCGCUUGGCAAUGACUACAAGCUGGAAGAGAACCACGAAUUCUUUGAUUUGACAGACCUAGAGAACAGAGAAUUCCGCUAUCAGCUCUAA
This is a messenger RNA of Phaeoacremonium minimum UCRPA7, 1569 nucleotides long. RefSeq names its product putative mfs allantoate protein. The record is from RefSeq and is a predicted model, not a curated record. Gene Ontology annotation, molecular function: allantoate transmembrane transporter activity; dipeptide transmembrane transporter activity. The coding region runs from base 1 to 1569 and encodes 522 amino acids. Gene Ontology annotation, biological process: dipeptide transport; allantoate transport; tripeptide transport. Gene Ontology annotation, cellular component: plasma membrane. NCBI's taxonomy places the organism in Eukaryota, Fungi, Ascomycota, Sordariomycetes, Togniniales, Togniniaceae. The transcript has a single exon.